This is a messenger RNA of Aspergillus terreus NIH2624, 1455 nucleotides long. RefSeq lists its product as uncharacterized. Bases 1 to 1455 code for a protein of 484 amino acids. The record is from RefSeq and is a predicted model, not a curated record. The transcript has 3 exons. NCBI's taxonomy places the organism in Eukaryota, Fungi, Ascomycota, Eurotiomycetes, Eurotiales, Aspergillaceae.
AUGCGUUGGACAAUCGCUGCCACUGCCCUAUCGCUGGGCACUCUUGGUGAUGCCGAGCUGCUCCACGAGCGCUUCCAUCGCAUGGGACGGAGUCCAAACUCGACCAGUACCACCAUCCCGAGUCCUCCCAAGCCCUCCAACUCGAGCAUCCCGCUGCAUCCACAUAACUCCACCGACUGCCUGUCUCUACAGAGCCUCAACCAAGCGGACUGGCAGCAAUCCAAUACGGGCACAUGGCUGGACAACUGGUGGACCGCGAACGCGGCCGCAAUCAGCCAGAACGGGUUCCUUAACACGUUCGCUGAGCUGGCACUGAACGACCCGGGCUGGACCUGUCCCAUCGAUGGCACUUGUCAAGUCCCAUGCAUUCCGGUCAAGCAGACAGGCGUUCAAGGGAACCUGCUGGCCCGCGCUGAUCCGCUGGCGAGCAGUACGCAAACUGGAUAUGUUGCCAACUCCCUCAGCAACCUGCAAACCCAGUUCAACACGUUGUACAGCAUCCUCAACAGCGCGGGCACCAAGACAAGUUUAGACAUCAACAGCCUGGUCCAGAACUUCUGGUACGACGGCAGUCAAGACUCCACCAUGGAUCUGUCCGAGGGUCUUCGUUCGUUCGGCUUGAUUCUUGGUCUGGGCGCUGCCAUUGCAACGGGCGGUGCUGUGAUGCCGGCGGCCGUGGCGUCCGCGCUGUUCAGUAACGUCGUGACUCUGGUGUUUGGUGGUUUGCCGUCGCCUGGUGACCCCUACCUGAUCAAGGCCAGCGAGGUAGGCCACGAGAUGAGCAACUACAUGGAGGACUGCGAGCGCGGCCUCCAAGACUUAUACAACAACCUGACGAGCGGAAACCCCCUCGGCGACUCGUCGGACCUCCGCGACAUCCUAUCCGACGGAUCCUUCCUGUCCAGCCACUACUUCGACAUGUCCCAAAACAUGACGAACGCGUUCAAGUCGACCGUGAUUAACUACCUGUGGCGCCAGUCCAAGGUGUUCAUCCUGGGCGGCGCCUCCUGCAGCGAAGACCAGGGCAUCGGUUCCACCGGUUCCAAGGAAGGAUACGAGAUGAUCUGGUGGUGCGACGACGACAACAAAGCCUGGUAUCUCUACAGCUACCAGUGGGGCGUUGGCUCUGGCCUCGAAGCCGGUCGAUCUAUCUCCUGGGUUAGUCGGCCCUGGGGCGCCGACCGCAUGGGCAGCCAUCCGUAUCUGUCGACCCAUGGAGGCAGCGGUCCAUACUGGGAAGACCUCAAUCCUUGGUCAUCUCAUCCGUCAAGUCCUGGAGAGUCGCAGGCUACAACUACACCACGGAGACGUGGCGCUCGCGAAUCAACGACAUGUACAGAGCCGGUGCGAACCCGUGGUUCGAAGGCAAUGCGAUGGAGGGCCUGUGGACGAUCCCCGUAUGCAAUAUUGCCGAGACCGUCAACAGUGAUUGGUACGGCAAGGAGUCCAUCCUGA